This is a messenger RNA of Colletotrichum navitas, 1395 nucleotides long. RefSeq lists its product as uncharacterized. The transcript has 2 exons. Lineage: Eukaryota; Fungi; Ascomycota; Sordariomycetes; Glomerellales; Glomerellaceae. The coding region runs from base 1 to 1395 and encodes 464 amino acids. The record is from RefSeq and is a predicted model, not a curated record.
AUGUAUCUCAAGAUGCGAAUACCGUUCGACUUGCCGUCCGGUGUCCAGCCCCGCUCACCCACGACGACCCUGCAACGCCGAGAAGAAAUCGACAGCAGGAAAGUCGCUACAAUUGUCAUCCUCGCCAUACUGGUUCUCCUCAUCUUCGCCGCCUUCGUGCUUUUCUCCUUCCGCGCAUCUCGUCACUCAACCCGCGACACCGCGAAAACCCCCCGCCGUGGCUUCUUGAAGUCAAUAUGGGGCCCCAGUGGUGGGCAAAAUAGAUACCGCCAGGCCCAAGAUGAAAACUCCACGUCGACCGAGCAGUUGGCGACCCGCCGUCGCUCUCACCCGUCUUCGGCCCCAUUCGGCCCCUCCGCUGACCAAGCGCAAACCGACUCCCGCUCUUCCAACAGUGCCGUGAACCGCAACACCUCGAUUCGUUCCAUCAUGACGCUGCCUGCCUACAGGCCCGAUCCGAACGAUAACGAGCAAGUCCUGGGCCGCGAGGGGGAACGCGGGGGCGUGGAUGUUGUCAUUGAGUACCCCACCGAGGAGAACGAGGAGGAUCUGCGUGACCAAGAAAUGGAGACCCUCUAUAGGAUUCGCCUAGCCCGCCGCCAAGAGCUUGCCGAACGAGAGGAACGGAGGCGAGAGCGUCGUGAAGCGCGGGAACGUGGCGAUUUCGUGGCCCUCGACAACAUUCGCGUCAGGGCGAGAAAUGCCAGCAAUAACAGCCUCGUCGCCGUUCUUCGUGAGGAGCACGAACGUCUCAAGGCCGAACGCCAGAGGGCCGUCUCCAGUGUAUCGUAUGCCGACCUUGGUGUCGCACGCCACGACGGAACCCGACUUCGAGCCAACAGCACCGAGAGUGAGAGGAUGGGCUUGCUGUCAGACUCGGCCAGUAUUGCGGCUACUUCGGUCAAUUCCGGCGCCGACUCUGCGAUGAAUUACAGAAGAGGACGCAGUGCUAGCUCUGUAAUGAGCAUCGAAAGCGACCUUCCCUCGCCAGCGUUCGCCUCAAGGUCCCGAGCGAACUCGUGCCCAGAUACUCCUCGCCUAGACACACAGGCAGGCUCCAGUCCGGAAAUCAUCGAGGCCGAUGUGGGCGACGCCGGCAUGCCCAUUUAUUCUCCACCCGGAUACGAUGAAGUCUCUCUGGACGAUGAGCGUUCUCGAAGUACCACUUCCCUGCCAGGUCAUGAGCCUCCGCCGAACUACCCUGGUCCUGCACAGCAGCGUACGCAGAGCAUUGCUUCGAGUAUGCCUGGCUUGGCCGCCGGCGAGCAAACAGAAAACAGACCAACGGACCAACGACGACAUUCAAGCAUACCUCGAUUACCUAGCUUGCGUCUACCGGAAGUGCCCCAGAUUGUAAUCGAGCCUUCCAGUGCCAGGCCACACGACGAUAGGUGA